This is a messenger RNA of Strongylus vulgaris, 480 nucleotides long. The record is from the annotation of a GenBank genome assembly. NCBI's taxonomy places the organism in Eukaryota, Metazoa, Nematoda, Chromadorea, Rhabditida, Strongylidae.
AAUGUACAGAAGCCUUUUGUUUUACUUGAGGAAGUUUUACGACUUUUCAACGACAAUCCCGAUUUUUAUUUUUGUUUCGGAAGAGACAUAACACAUUGCACACAAAAACAUUUUUCGUUUAACAACACUGAUCCAGAUGAGCGAUUUUACUGGAACAAACUGCUAUUGAAGGACUUAUUGGAGGAGACUACAGAUAAGAAUCUAGCUAAGAAAUGGAUUGUACCGGUAAUACAGGGGAGUGUACACUCAGACACUCUCAUAAUCACAGAUGACCCUCAGGUGCAUGCAUCUUUGGAGAUCACACUUAUAUCACGACGAUCUGUAAAGCGUGCUGGAGUACGCUAUCUUCGAAGAGGAAUCGACAGCGACUCGAAUGUUGCAAACUUCGUUGAGACAGAGUUGCUUUUAGAUAUUUUUGGUCAUCAUUUGUCAUUUGUUCAGGUUUGUCUUCUUGCUCUUUCCACUUCCAGGUACAUCUAG